Molecule: messenger RNA, 570 nt
Organism: Cladophialophora bantiana CBS 173.52
Lineage: Eukaryota; Fungi; Ascomycota; Eurotiomycetes; Chaetothyriales; Herpotrichiellaceae
Exons: 3
Coding region: 1-570 (189 amino acids)
Biological process (GO): regulation of actin filament polymerization; Arp2/3 complex-mediated actin nucleation
Cellular component (GO): cytoskeleton; Arp2/3 protein complex
Molecular function (GO): actin filament binding
Source: RefSeq, a predicted model, not a curated record
AUGCCAGCAUACCACUCCAUCUUCCUGGGCGACCAGGGCGUACAGUUAAUAGGCAACUUUCCACUCCUGCCGCUUCGCACGAAAACCCGCGGCCCGGCCUACACUCUUCCUGCUCUGCCUCCAAACGUCGACCCCCUCGACGUCGACCCCGACUCCGAAUCCUACGAUUGCCUCGAUGAGAUCCUGAGCUUGUUCCGCGCCAACACCUUCUUCCGCAACUUUGAAAUCAAAGGUCCUGCGGACCGAAUGCUUAUCUACGGCAUCCUCUUCCUCUCAGAUUGUUUGACGAAAGUGAAACCAAACAUGGACUCCCGUGCGGCGGAGAAAGCCCUAAUAAAUGGCGCCCUGGAGCAAUUCAGCAUCCCUGGGGAGCCAGGGUUCCCAUUGAACCAAGCGUAUGAGGCACCCAGAGACCGGAAUGAUGCCGAGGCUUUGAGGAGUUACUUGAGCCAAGUGAGGCAGGAACUGGCAAUGAGACUGCAUGCUAGGCUUUAUGCAGAUGGGACCAACGUACCGAGCAAGUGGUGGUUGAGCUUCACGAAGCGGAAGUUUAUGGGCAAGAGUUUAUAG